AUGCGGGGGGCAGGACCAACGUCUAAUCCUCACAAGCGAGACCUCUCCCAGUCGCUCGAGGCUGCCCAGUCGCCCGACUCGGCGGUCUCCUCGCCCGCAAAUUAUGGUUCGGGCCAUGACGUUGGCUCUGCGGGACCAGAAGAGCAGCGCUCGAAGAAGCGGCGCGGCGCUCCUGGCUCGAGGGGUGUGGCGAAUCUCACGCCGGAACAGCUGGCGAAGAAGAGAGCCAAUGAUCGUGAGGCGCAACGCGCGAUACGAGAGCGCACGAAGAACCAGAUCGAAACACUCGAGAACAGGAUACGCGAGCUGACCUCGCAGCAGCCGUAUCAGGAGCUGCAGGCCGUGAUCCGGGCCAAAGAGGCAGUCGAGGCGGAGAAUGCCGAGAUCAAGAACCGACUGGCCACAAUCAUGUCCAUCAUCCGACCAAUGAUGGGCAGUCAAGAAGCAGAAGGGGGAUAUCCGUCGCCGAUACCAACCUCUCUGCAGACGUCCCCUACAGACAAGCAAAUGCCGGCCGUGCCACCAGUACCACCAGCAAACAAGCCUUCGCCCGCCCAGAGCGCGCCGUCGCCUGCAGCGGCUGACAACCCUUGGUCAUCCAAUCCGGCAGCACUCGACGCUCCGCAUGCCGGCGGUCUACCGAGCCCUCACUUCAACCAGUACCAAUUGAUCACGCAGCAACGGAAGCAUUCGACGAACAAUCUGGACAUGGGAUCGGGCGAGCACCUCAAGCUCGACUUUCUGCUGGAUUCCAACCAGCGCAUAAAUCGCAUGCCGACGGGGGUCAACGGGGCUCAAGACACGGCUGCGUACCACCAUCUGGCCAUGAAGCAUGACUGGUCCGCACAAUUACACCAUCAUCAGCAGACUCAAAGUAGCUCUGCAUUUACCGGUAGCUCGCCACAUAGCCAGACAAGCUACGUAUAUUCUCCGGCAGAGACCACCGGACAGAGUCCUGAUGCGCCCUGGGACGGCAGCUCAGGUCUCACGAUCAAGAACAGUGCAGCAACAUGUCCCCUGGACAACUUGCUUCUCGACUUUCUACAUGAGCGGCGGCAGCGUGCAGCGGAAGGGGUACCAACACACGAAGUCAUCGGCCCUCGGUAUCCGUCCGUGUCUUCGCUGCUGAACCCCGCCAACAGCGUCUACUCACAUCCAUUGUCCAAGGUGUUCACAGACAUCUUGGCCACUUUCCCCGGCAUCUGCACAUUGCCCGAAAAGGUCGCGGUCUUGUACGUCAUGUUUGUGCAGAUGCGGUGGUCGAUCAGUCCCACACAGGAGAACUAUGACACUCUGCCGCACUUUAUCCGUCCGACGACGAAGCAGCUCACGAUCCCUCACCCGGUAUGGCUCGAUCACCUGCCGUUCCCGGGGAUGCGGGACAAGCUCAUAUCAGACCCGCUGCCAGACGAUCUGUUUGACAACUUCUUCAUCCCUUUUACGAGCACGAUAUCGCUCAACUGGCCGUACGAGGAGACGGACGUCUUUCUGCAGACUCCCGACGGCUCGGAAAUCAUGAUCAACCCCGUCUUUGAGCGGCACAUGCGCCGUGGGGAGAACUGGACCCUGGGCGACGCCUUUGACAAGACGUUUCCGAAUCUGCGGGGCACGUAUAAUCUCAAGAGGUCUCGGAGGAGGAAGAGCACGGCGGGUCAAGAGGACGGACGGGGAGUUGUUGGUGAUGAGUGA
This is a messenger RNA of Microdochium trichocladiopsis, 1689 nucleotides long. RefSeq lists its product as uncharacterized. The coding region runs from base 1 to 1689 and encodes 562 amino acids. Lineage: Eukaryota; Fungi; Ascomycota; Sordariomycetes; Xylariales; Microdochiaceae. The transcript has 3 exons. The record is from RefSeq and is a predicted model, not a curated record.